UGUUGUUUUCCAAGAUGGCUGCCCCCAUAAUAAUUGUAAUUUUAAGAAAAAAAUAACUUCUAAUUCCAAAACGUUUGCUUUGCAAAUCCCUUGAUGACCCAUAUGCACUGAUAAAAAUGAUGGAGACUCCCGUUGAAGCUCAUAAUGCCACGUCAAUAAAUGAUCUGCCGGAGGAAGUGGUGGAAUUCAUUCUGAUGAAAUUGUCUCCAUACAAGGACCUCAAGUCAGCAAAUCUGGUUUGUUCACUAUGGCACAGGCUCGUUUCAGUUGUACAGAGGAAGUUGCAGGCCCACUAUCAGCAUUGUGUUAUCACCUCCCGCCUCGCAUGGUCAGUUGUCAUGCCUGAUGCUGGAUGUAGAAUUACUGAACGCUAUUCUCACUGCUGCUGCUACUUUGACAAAUGUCUCUACGUUUUUGGAGGGUGCACUGCCACGAAUACAACAUUAAAUGACCUGUGGAGAUUCGACCUUGCCUCCCGGGAAUGGAUUCGGCCCCUUGCAAGCGGUACAUACCCAUUCCCGAAGGCAUGUGCAACUUUCGUCACGUACAAGGACAAUCUGGUGCUGUUUGGAGGCUGGAGUCAUCCCACACCCUUCCCUCUACAUCAGGCGGCAAGAUUCUUCUCAGAGCUGCACAUCUACAAGCCGUUGCUGAAUCGCUGGACGCACGUGACCACCCUGUCACACCAGAGCCCUCAACCAGUGGCCGGUCACUCCGCAUCUGUUGUCGGUGACAUGAUGGUGGUGUUUGGUGGGUCCCAGGUCCCUGGGGUGAGGACAAAUGAACUGUGGCUGUUUGAUUUCUUGGUGAAUGAAUGGAGGCAGCCAAAAACAAGGGGAAAGAAACCUGAAGCUAGAUAUGGCCAGGCACAGAUCACACUAGAUGACUCCCACAUUCUUGUGCUGGGAGGAAAGGGAGGGGGGAGUCCACAGGUGGUUUACAAAGACUGCUGGCUACUGACUCUGGGUGUUGAGGACUGGACCUGGGAGGAGAUUGAAGUUCUUAAUGAUGACAGUGCCCCGGCCCAGCUGUGGUGUCAUGCGGCAUGCAAGGCAUCAGACAAUUUUAUAGUGAGUCUGUGUCGACCAGCCAAAGUCCCGGAGUCCCUGACUAAGUCUCAACAGAGUCCCAAAGUGACUGUACGGCACUCCAAAACCUGGAUCCCACCAAGAGAAGAUCAGCUGAGGUCUUCAGCCAAUGAACUGCCAGGAACCAGCAGUGAGGAACACAUGGACCAAUCAGGAGCUGAGGGCAGCUCAAGUGACUUUAAGCCGGCCAAUGGCAGUGAGCCUUUUGAAAAUUCAAAUCAAAUGGACCAAUCAGUGGAAAAUCCAAGUUUAUCCAGUAAUGUUGUAGAACCAAGAGGCAGUGUUGAGGGAACUGUGAAUCCGAGGCCUGGAUUACCAAGUGUUCGGCCUAAUGCCAUGAAAAAUAGACAGAAACAAUUGGAGGCUUUGUUAAAGUAUGAGAAAAAAUUCAGACAUUCAGAAAACUCUGGACCGUCUCCCCAAGACUCGGUACCAAAAGUUUCCCAUAGUGUUCAUGUUCCCAAACCCAAGAAGGUCUCAUUUAACCCAGCGUCACUAAUGGUGCUACAUGUGUUGGAUAUUUCUCAUGUGCUGGAAUCGAAAACUGUGUCUUGGCAAGAGCUUAAGUUUGACAACAUGGAAGGAGCACCGGAAGAGACAUUGUUCUACACGCUGGUCGAAGGCCGCGGCGAGGUAUUGAUGUUUGGAGGAAUUGAGAGAGAUAUUCAGUCAUUGCAGAGGGGUUAUGGAAUAAAAUCCCAUACUGUUAACAGCACCUUGCAUAUUUUAAAGCCUGUCCAAGAUCUGAUGUAAAAAUCAACAUUUGGCAGUGUGCAAUGUUUGUGAUAAGGGCAUUUAUGAGCUUUUCAAAUAAGAUUUCAUUAAAAAACACUGAGGCAU
Dreissena polymorpha is the source of this 1928-nucleotide messenger RNA. Its product is annotated as F-box only protein 42-like. Gene Ontology annotation, molecular function: protein binding. The coding region runs from base 117 to 1841 and encodes 574 amino acids. The record is from RefSeq and is a predicted model, not a curated record. The transcript is spliced from 8 exons. Lineage: Eukaryota; Metazoa; Mollusca; Bivalvia; Myida; Dreissenidae.